UCGUCACUGUCGCAAACAGACACUCACGGAGUUUUGUUUCGGGACUGACUUUCUGACGGACGAAAGCUUAUUUUCCAUCUCCAGUGGAUGUUUGUCUGCUUUAGAUUGCACUAUGUGGCGUCUUCUAGCUGGGUUCGUGCUUCUGCUGUGUGCUGCAGAUGCCACUCCAGUUGGUGUCAGGACAGCUCCUGAUUUUGGAAAGAUGUAUCAUGUCAAAGGUAUGCUGACUUUGCCUUAUGCUGAGAUAAAGGAGCCGUUUGAAGCUUGGUACGACCUUAAGGGGAACAGAAGUCGCAUCGAUUAUUAUCAUGGUACAGUGUGCACUUUUUUUAUUGGAAACGACUUGGAUUAUGGUGCCACUUACAAGAUCACACCAGUUACCACUGAGACAGAAUUCAAUACUAUGAAGUGUUUCCAGCUUAAUGGUACCAAGGAGGAUCCAAUACGUCCACAGACAGCACUGCCUGAUCUGCAGGGCUUUAAAUUUGAGAAGAUUGAGUACUACUCAGGCGUUCUUUGUGAGAUCUGGAAAAAUGUCACACAAGUUGGUCAUAAGAAGAACACGUAUCGUCUGUGGGUCACACGUCCAGAGGGAAAUGAUUCCCCAGCCGUCCCGUACCACUAUGAGAUGAUGGGCUUCAACACACUUUUGGGAUCCCACUACGACAAAUACAUUAUUGACUACAGUGACUUCAGCCCUCGAACUGACUCUGAGAUUUUUAAACUACCUGGAGGAAUGACCUGUGGUGACUUUCCUGGUCCUGGUGUGGAGCAUCAUUUAUUGGCCAACCCCAUUCAAGACCUGGUCCACACCUCUCCUGUUAGCCACGCCCACCGUAUGUUCGGUCACUUUAAGGAGAAGUUUGAGCGUCAGUAUGAAAGCGAGACGGAGCACGAGGAGCGCGAACAUCACUUUGUACAUAAUAUUCGGUAUGUGCACUCUAUGAACAGAGCUGGUCUUUCGUUCUCCCUCUCGGUGAAUCACCUGGCGGAUCGGUCUCAGGAAGAGCUGGCCAUGAUGAGAGGAUGUAAAAGAUCUCAUGGUCACAGAAAGGCUCAGGAUUUUCCCUCUGAGAUGCGCUCUAUAGCCACCCCUGAUUCAAUAGACUGGAGGCUGCAUGGUGCUGUGACGCCUGUGAAAGACCAGGCAGUGUGUGGAUCCUGCUGGAGCUUUGGCUCCACUGGAACACUAGAGGGAGCUCUUUUCCUGAAGACGGGACAGCUGACAUCUCUGUCCCAGCAGAUGCUGGUCGACUGCACGUGGGGAUUUGGGAAUAAUGGUUGUGAUGGAGGAGAGGAGUGGAGAGCUUUUGAGUGGAUCAUGAAGCAUGGUGGCAUUUCAACCGCUGAGAGCUAUGGAGGAUAUAUGGGCAUGAAUGGUUUGUGUCAUUACGAUAAGUCCUCCAUGGUGGCACAGUUGAGGGGUUACACUAACGUGACCAGUGGUGAUAUUGAGGCACUGAAGGUCGCUAUCUUUAAGUUCGGUCCUGUAGCGGUCGGCAUCGACGCUGCUCACCGUUCCUUCUCCUUCUACAGCAACGGAGUCUACUACGAACCGGCCUGCAAAAACGGGACCGAUGACUUGGAUCAUGCUGUGCUAGCAGUCGGUUAUGGGAUAUUGGAUAACGAGCCCUACUGGCUAGUGAAGAACUCCUGGUCCACUUACUGGGGCAAUGAUGGCUAUGUACUGAUGUCCAUGAAAGACAACAACUGUGGUGUGGCCACUGAUGCUACUUACGUCACAUUAGCCUAAUGCACAUAUACAUCCU
Molecule: messenger RNA, 1769 nt
Organism: Rhinichthys klamathensis goyatoka
Lineage: Eukaryota; Metazoa; Chordata; Actinopteri; Cypriniformes; Leuciscidae
Exons: 11
Coding region: 113-1753 (546 amino acids)
Biological process (GO): immune response
Cellular component (GO): lysosome
Molecular function (GO): cysteine-type endopeptidase activity
Source: RefSeq, a predicted model, not a curated record